AUGAGAUGCCUCAACCUGACCUUGUACGAGCGCCUGAGCUUCCUCUCUACCACUACAAGAGCUUCUGAAGGACAGAAGAUCUCCAGCCCUAUAGCCGCAUUCCUUAAUAAAUACCGCAGCCAAACUACCGGCCUUGCUCCUCACCUACUGAGAGCCCUCACCACUUUAAGCGAUGACCUUGCCUCAGUAGCCCAACAACAUUUCAACGCCUAUAUCAGCGGUAUCUCGAUGACCUCCAUUCCACCUGCUCUGUCCCCUUCCCCUUCCCACUUACCCCCUUCACUCCCUCCCUCACCGCCCCCCUCAGGUCUUGAACAGUCAACUUAUGCGUCAACUUAUGCGACUAUUACCCAAUAUGCCCCAGUCAAAUCAACUCCUACUACUCACCCUAAAGCCCCUGUUAAAAAGCCUAUGCCUCUGGUGAAACAACCCCUCCCUGACAACCAGCUCUUCCUAGAAAAAUGGAAGCCUAUGCCAUCUACUCUAGCCUAUGGUCUUAACUAA
This is a messenger RNA of Talaromyces stipitatus ATCC 10500, 504 nucleotides long. RefSeq lists its product as uncharacterized. The transcript has 3 exons. NCBI's taxonomy places the organism in Eukaryota, Fungi, Ascomycota, Eurotiomycetes, Eurotiales, Trichocomaceae. The record is from RefSeq and is a predicted model, not a curated record. The coding region runs from base 1 to 504 and encodes 167 amino acids.